CGGUUUCAGACGAAGAUGAAAUUUCUACAAUAUUUUUAUAUUUAUUUUUGACAUUUCUGCAUUUAGAGCACUGUUAUAAAGUCGUUUGGCAGUCAUGUCAAGCAGAGCCCUGCGUAAACUACGAGGGAAUGAUUUAGACAAUUUAAACAUCCCAGAAGAUAUAUCUGAUGGGGAGGCUGAUUCGGUUAAUCCAGCUUGUCAGAAAAGAAAUGCUUCCAAAAAGAAAAAGGCAAAUGUCGGAAAUCUGUUUGAUUUGUUAGGUGAGGAGGAAGGUAACCAGUCUGAUGAUGAGAACCAGUCAGACAAGGAACCAGACCAGCCAGAGCCUGAACCAGUCCAACCAGCGCCAAAGAAGAAAAGAAAGAAAAAGAAGAAAAAAAACAAGGAACAAGAAAAAAAUGACAUUGAAGUGAUUGAGGGAGAGGAUGAGAUAGAUGCAGGCCUUCGAGAGGUGAACCAGUUACUGGACAACGCCAACAUCGGAGAGGCCAACUUCUCUACCACCAGUGAGGCCUUACCGUGCUGCAAGGCCCUGCUCUCUGUUGAACAUAAAAAUCUCAACCCAGAUACUGAGCUGAAGAGAAUUUUUGGAUCAAGAGUGAUCAGAGAGGAAGGCAUGCGUCGGCGACACCAGGGUAGAAGGAGACAGAAAAGCACAUGGCUGGCCACUCCACAAGACUCGUGGCCUCCUAUAGGCAGAACAGGUUUGUCGAUGCGGAUGAUCGAGCAGCGUAAUGGCUGCCAGUUCUUCGUAUUUGAACAUUCACACAGCUACCAGAAGGUUCAGUUCCAGUUCUAUGAUGCUGUCGAAUCUCUCAACCCACAAAAUAUUGGGGACAUCAUAUCUAUGCAUCCCUAUCACAUCGAUGCCAUGAUUCAACUCGGUGAAGUGUUCCGCAUGAACGAAGACAUGAACAUGGCUGCUCAACUCAUUGAGCGAUCAAUGUAUGCAAUGGAGAUGGCCUUCCAUCCACUUUUCAACCUGGCUACAGGCACGUGUAGACUCGAAUAUAAAUACAGGGAAAACAGGUGUCUGUAUCUCGCCUUAUUUAAGCACAUAGCUUCAUUAGGCCAACGAGGAUGCAAUAGAACAGCAUUAGAGUUUUGCAAACUUCUCCUAAGCCUGGACCCAGACAAUGACCCACUGUGUGCUUUACUUAUGAUAGACUUCUAUGCUGUGAGGGCCACAGACUAUGAGUUCCUCAUCAGGCUGUACAACGAGUGGGAGGCUCAUCGGAACCUGUCUCAGCUGCCCAACUUUGCUUUCUCCCUGGCGCUGGCCUACUUCCUGCAGGCAGAGGGUGGGGACACCACCAAAGCAGAUAAACAGCUGCAGGACAGCCUGCUGAUGUUCCCGGGAGUGUUGAACCCACUUCUGGACAAGUGUGGUGUGCAGGCUGAUAGCUCAGCCUCGCAUGCAUUCUUCACACAGCCAGAAUACUGUGACCCUGUGGCCUUGAAGCAGCUGGAAGCCCUGUAUGCAGGUCGAUGUCAUGUGUGCUGGAAGGUUCCCGAUGUCCUGGAGUGGCUGGAGACUAAUGUAAAGGUCGUACUGGACCUCGUGCAGGCGGGGGACACAAGGGCCCAAACAUACAAAACAAAGCGAUUGUCACGGUACAAGGGCACACCUAGGAACAUAUACCGUCACAUUCUCAUAUCAGAAAUACCCUCGGCUACUGCUACACUUCCCAGGGAUGUCGCCAGUACAGUGCUGAGUUAUGACCCUUUACCACCUGUUGACUCAGUGGACGCCUACACAAGGCCAGCAAGGCCGAAUCAAGCCCAGGUGGAUGGUAGUGCCAUGUCCAUGUUCCUGCGAUCACUUCUGCCAAAUUUUAACCCUAAUGAGCCGGUGCCAGAGGGGGCAGUGGGAGGAGAUGGACAGCCCCUGAGGCAGGGUGUGGGGGCAUUGAUGGAUGCCAUGCGGGACCUGCUCAACAACAUCCAAAUGGUGGACCACCAUGGUGAUAGGCAGGAGGGUGGGGAGGAACAAGCAGAGGAGGAAGACCUGCAGGAAUGGGACUGACACACUUGGAGUUGACAGGGUGUGGGGAGGUUCCAUUUGCCUAUGGUGGGGGAGUAAUCUUGCAUUUGCUACUGGGUGUACCUAUGUAUUCACAGGACUGGUAAAAGUAGAACUAGUCAGUAUUGUAUUGACUAAGUACUGCUUGGGUAAAUAGUUAAUAAAUGGAAAAUGAAAUGGUGCAAUACUAGUAUACAUGCAAAAUGUCAAAAUAGUUUGUUGAUAAGCAGUCCAAUAUCUGCUGAAAAUGCAAUAUGUAUUGAAACAUCACUUUUCUUCCCCCUAUUUAAGUACUGGAAUAUCAAAGAUUAUGACCAGUUGCUUGUUGGAAACUGUAUUUGAAAUAUGUUGAGGAAUUUUGUAGGUGUAGGACUUAUGUUGCUGGUUCGUCUGUUAAAUAUUUAUCUCAGAAAUAAAAUUAUGGUGCACAGCUACUCAAAAUCUUUUCCAAAUACAAGGAUUUUAGUAGUAUAUUAUUGAAAGGAAUGUUUUGUUUUUUGAACUAUGACUUGAUAUAAAAAAAACUUGAUUGCCUCAAGUUGCUUACUGUAUGCUGUGUUACAUGAUUCUGCAUAUACGUGUGUGUAUGUGCUUGCUCUUAUUCUGUUAUGGUUUUAAAGUAUUGAAUUAUGCAAAUAAAAUAUGAAAACAUGCAA
Mya arenaria is the source of this 2679-nucleotide messenger RNA. Its product is annotated as transcription factor 25-like. The record is from RefSeq and is a predicted model, not a curated record. The transcript is spliced from 17 exons. The coding region runs from base 95 to 2026 and encodes 643 amino acids. NCBI's taxonomy places the organism in Eukaryota, Metazoa, Mollusca, Bivalvia, Myida, Myidae. Gene Ontology annotation, cellular component: RQC complex.